Cyprinodon tularosa is the source of this 5090-nucleotide messenger RNA. RefSeq names its product trichohyalin. The coding region runs from base 186 to 5003 and encodes 1605 amino acids. Gene Ontology annotation, biological process: actin filament organization. Gene Ontology annotation, cellular component: actin cytoskeleton. Lineage: Eukaryota; Metazoa; Chordata; Actinopteri; Cyprinodontiformes; Cyprinodontidae. Gene Ontology annotation, molecular function: actin filament binding. The transcript is spliced from 17 exons. The record is from RefSeq and is a predicted model, not a curated record.
AAGUGUGGCUGAGUCUUUGUGUGGGUUUCUGUGGGACUCGUCGUGUUCACCUGUCUGUGGUUUAUUCUCGUUUCUGCCAGACAGACUGACCUUUUUUUGCACCGGAUAACCAUAAAAACUCAAACCUCUUUUUUUCCCUCUUUCUCUUUUCAUGAGCCUUUUUUUUUUUUAUCUUUCAGCUAAAUAUGAGCUCCAAAAAGCAAAGCAGGUGGAAUGAGGCACUGCCAACCACAAAGACCAACAAACCUGUACAGAAAGACAGAGAAAAUGAGCUCAGAGCCUGUGUUGGAAGUAAACUGAACUCCAGCAGCGCUCUGAAAACCAGUGGGAGAAGCAGCAAAGGAAGUGACUCGGCAGCAGCUGAGAAUAAAGCCGUUGGUGGCAAAGGCAGCAUCAGCACCCAGGGUACCAGAGCAUCCUCUCAGCCUGUAAAACCAUCUCGUCGCCUGCCAAGCAGCCGCAGCCUUUCCUCCCUCCAAGCCUCCUCUCUCACUACCGCUCCGUUCAUGAGAAGCAGCCGCUCACUCAGCAGACUUGAUGAAAGAUCCUCUGAACAUGCAUGUGAUACUAAUGCAAGUUUACAAGUAACAAAAGCCAGAGGUACUGGCAGGAAAACACUGGAAUCUGGCAGGCUUUCAUCCUCUGUGGAGAGAAUAAGUAGCUCCACUCAGCUGCAACCAUCCUCCUCCUCCGUGGUCUCCACUGCUGUAUGCCAUCAUCAGACCACCAAAGAAAGGAAGCAGAUCAAAGAUGGGGUUUACACGCUGUGCGCAAUGACCGCUGGGAUGCGACGCAACUGGGUGCAAGCAGUUUUUAAAAAUGUGCAGCCCAUUUGUACUCCAGUCUACACAAGUCUUCCUCCGAGCUCUCUUGGUGAGAACAACGAAGAUCAGCUGGAGGACUGUGAAGAUCCACAUGAAGACCAGCAACCACAGCAGCUGGAGGGACGACAAAUCCUGACUGAUUUAGAUUUGUCCUCCCCUCAUCGCCCUGUUUCCCCCUCUUCUUCAUCUACUCAGACACCUGCAGAUCCUCCACAGCAGGUGGAGAAGACAGAAGAAGCCCAAACCACUGGUGGGACAGGCGCAUCCGUAUCUGUUGAAGGAUUCCAGAGUGACAGCUCUUCUUCCACGGAGGUUCUGUCCGAUGGAGAGGAUUUCAGAGAACGUUCGGAUAUCAAGACUGCAGCUGAACAACUGAGUUCAUGUAAAGAGGAAACUAAGCCACAAAAGGAAGUGCAACAGGUAUCGAUAAACCCAGUGUGUGCAAAAGACCAAGAAUCACUGCAAACUGGGCAACUCGUCAAAGAGCUGGAACAAACACAAAGAGAACUGUCACGAAUCCAACAGCUGAACAAGACUCUACAGAAAGAACUGCGACAAGAAAAAGAGAUUAACUCAGGGAAACUUCUUCAUGUGCAGAAUGACACCAAUUCAUCUCCAGAGACUUUCCAGCGACUGCAGAGGAUAAAUCACAACCUCCGUAUGGAGAUUGAAGAGCUGAAGAGGAGUCAGGAGGAGGCCCGGGAGGCAGAGCUUCGGCGAAGGGUCGACCUCUUGGCCCAGCAGGCCCAGCUUCUGGUUACAGGAGAUGCAACAGCGCUCGCUCAAAUGCAUCUGGAGCAGGAUCGUCAGCGGUUUCUGGAGCAGCAGCAGGAAUGGGAGAACCGUGUGGCUUCUCUAAAGGCUCAGCUGAAGGUCAGUGAAGAGAAAAGGAAGGAGACCGAGUCCCAGGUGAUCCAGCUGCAGCAGGAGCUGCAGAGUCAACAGGGCCUCCAAAAGGAGGCCGAACAGCUGCAGAAAAACCUCCAGGAGAUGUCGGCUCAGCUUCGUGCUUAUGAAGAAGCUCAGGCAGAGAAAGAGGCCCGGCUGCAAAAACACCUCUUGCUCCUUCAGGCGAGUCAGGAGAGAGAAAGAAGGAGCCUGGCUGCCAGCCUGGAUCAGGCAGAGCAACACUCCCAGGACCUGCAGGACAAACUGGAGAGGGCCGAGCAACAGCUGGAGAGCCUGACCAAGACCAAGACGUGGACAAAGCAGAUCGAAGAGGCGCAACAGCAGCUGCAGGAGGAGUUAGCAUCUACCCUGUCAGCCGUCCAGCAUUUGCAAGAGGAACGGGAACAGCUGCAUCAUCGCUGUCAGGAGCUGCAGAGCCAGCUGUCAGAAGCUGACAGGGAGGUGGGCAGGCUGCAAGGUCGGCUGAAAACAGAGGAGACCCACUACUAUGACCUGGAGCACUCAUAUGAGAGAGUCUGUGAAGAGCUGCAGGUGGCAUUAGGUAAGAUGCAGCAGUGGGAGUCUGAAACCGAGGAAAUUCGGGAAGGCUACGAAAGACUGCUGGACAGGAAGGAGCAGGAGCUGAGUGAGGUGCUGCUGAAGAUGGAGGUCUUAGGUAACAGCUUAGAGGAGACAGAAGUGAAGUUGAAUGAAGUGAUGAGAGUUUGCACCUGUUCUUCUCCUCAGUUCAAGGAAAAGGGCCACCAACAAACUCUUGAACCUCAUAGCUCUCAGUUGAUGAAGGUAGAAUCCGGUAGAACUCGAUCUCGCUCAGUCGAUGCAUCGUCCCAUCACAUUUCCACUGCAGGGGAUGAUCCAGAAAAAUUUAUGUCUGUAAUCCAGCUGCUUGAAACUAAGCUCUUCCUCAGCGAGGAGAAGCUUAGAGGCAUCACUGAGAGACUGAAGGAUCACCAGGGACACAUCAGCUGCCAGGACCCCCACCUCUGCUCCCAGUUGACCCAAAGCCGAGCCACAUCCCAGCACCUCAGCCUGCUGCUCCACAGCCAGGCCAAGCAGAGCCAGCGCUUCGCCCAGGAGACGGAGGCCCGCUGCAGGAUGCUGGUUGGACGGUUUCAGGUGGCUCUGAACGUCGUCCAGGCCUGCAGGGAGAGGCUUCAGGCCACUCCGGUUAACGUCCCAGACAUGGAGAGGCAGCUUGCUGGGGUGGCUGGCUGCCUUCAGCAAGGGGAGAAGGAUGCAGAGAGACUCCAGCAGGAGUCACGGAAUGCGUGCAAGGAAGAAGGGAAGAUCCUCAGUGAUGAUAAACUAGUUGGAGCUGAGGGAGACAUUGUUUCUAAACUCACCAGCACCCGACCUUUGCAUGAUAUUUCAGAUGUUGAGAAGUAUGUAAUCAAUGAGCUGUUUGUUGUAGAGAAAAUGCUUUCUGUCCUGCAGAAUCAAAAUGGGAUCUGUGAGUUAUCUGCAGGCAGAAAGGACGAUAAAGGUGAUUUGGUUCAAGGUUACAAAACCUUGAUUUCCCAAAUCCUGAACUUAAAAGCUGAGGAAAAAAUGGAGUCCAGGAGAACCGGAUGCAACAGCGAGCAGCUUCUAGAGAGCAUGAUUGGUAGGUUUUGUGCUGAAGCUGAGCUUCUUUAUGCUGCUCUUAAACUUCAGCAAAAAAACGUGACUCAAGUAAGCAUUCACGAUCAAAGGGAAGGCCUGGCAGAUCUCAGUCCCUCUGAGUUGUCUUUCUAUGAUGAGAAGGCUAAAGAUUUAGCCAGACAUGUAGCACAAAGCACACCAAAUCGAUUUGGGGAUAAAAAGGUUGAGAAAGAGAGAGAAAGAGGUUUGUUAGAACAAAUUGUGUCUCGGUUGCAAAAUCGAGCUAGAUUCCUCUGCCAGGUGUGCCAGGAGAUUUCUGCUAAUAACACACAUGUCCAAGAAAGUAGGGACUAUAGCGGGGACAGAGUUUCUGCAGCUGAUUGGAUUUUUUUGCAGGAGCAGGUGAAGAUGAUUUAUUUGUCCGACAGGCUUCAUUUAGACAUAAAACAAGAGUUUCAGCAAAGGAAGGCAUCUCAGGGCAACCUGCAAGAUCUUUGCAAAGAGGGAGAUUAUAGCAUGAUAGAUGAGCAGGAUGUUUUAAAUGAAGCCUUGAACCAGCUUCAGGAAGAUAACAGUGCACUAAGAGAGGAACUGGAGCGUGCAGAGCAGAAGAUAACGUCGGCAGAGACCGGAAACCAAAGACUUCUGGAAGACAUGCAGAAAAUCGAGGAUUAUCACAAGGAGCGGAUACAGAACCUAGAGGCAGAGUUUCAACAGAAGAUAAAAGAACUGCAACAGAUUCAUGAGGAGGAGAUGAAGCAGCUGCAUGGCUUCUACUCCAAAUCUUGUUCUUCUAAAGAAAAACAGAACAAAUUCUGCACAGAGGAGGUUUCUCCUUUAGUAGAAGGACCCUCCACUCCUCCUGCCCAGGCUGUGGCAGAGAGUAAAGCAAAUGGAGCUAUCAUGAGAGAGGCUUACCUGAAAGAACUGGAAAAGUUGCAGGCGUCAUGUGAUCUUGGGUUUACUUCCAUGGAAGAAAUGCACAGGAAGGUUAUAGAGGACCUCCAGCAGGAGCAUCAGAAGCAGGUAACCAACCUUCUGAAGGAGAAAGACCAGCUCCUGCAGGAAGAGACAGCUGCUACUAUGUCAGCGAUUGUAGCAAUGCGAAGAGCCCAUAAAAAGGAGCUGGAGAGGAGCAGACAAUUUCAGCAGAUCAGGGAGAGUGCAGACAUCAGUGAACUCCACCUGGAAUAUGAGAAGGAGAUCCAAUUAUUGCAGAGGGAGCUGGAGGUGUUGUCGGAUCAGCACACAAAGAAAUGCCUGGAAAACUCUGAGCUGAGCCAGGAGCUGCAGAAUGAGAGGGAAUCAGUAACACAGUGCAAGAAAGAAAACCAGGAACUCAAAGAGAUGCAGACGACUCUGAGGACACAGGAGGCAGAGAUGCAACAUCUAAAACAGGAAGCCCUCUCUCUCAGAGAGGAAUUGGCAAUUGCACAAAUGGACAAAGUUUAUGCAGAGAAUAAACUGAAGGCCCUCCAUACACAUAAUUACAAUGAAGCCAAGUUUGCCACAUGGACUCCAAGCCGAGAUACUUCAGGACAUCAUGCUGAUGACACUGUGACGAACAACCCUGCUACCAAAAAGAAAGAGAAAUCCUCCUUCUUGCGUCAAAUUCGGGGAUUCAGAUCAAAGAGUUUAAAAGAUGGACUUUCUACACAAGAAAGGAGGAAGUUGUUUGAGUCGUCAUGAUUUACUGGAGGUGAACCGACCUCACAGAUACGAUGCCUGAUUUUUAGACUUCUGUGAAUAAAGAGACAUUUGUAUUGUUGUUCAAAA